Molecule: messenger RNA, 20097 nt
Organism: Lymnaea stagnalis (great pond snail)
Lineage: Eukaryota; Metazoa; Mollusca; Gastropoda; Lymnaeidae
Source: the annotation of a GenBank genome assembly
GAUUCCAUUUUAGACGCCAUUGUGAUAACAAAACAGAGUAACCCAGCUGUUUUAUUUUACUUAAGUCUAAAAUAAAUGAAUGGUAAACAAAGUUCUCAAUUAUUUUUAAAGAUCGUUUUCAAUCGAAUAUUUAGUCUAUUUAUAUUAAUUAAAUUUCCAGCGCGCCUUACUUGCACCCACUUUAACUGCCAUGUAAAAACAGUAUAAAAAUUUGAAUUUUAUCGUUUUGGUCUUGGUCUACUCACUACACUGUCACUGUAGUCUGUAGUCUUGGUAAAUAAAGUAAAUAUUGUCUGUUCAGAUCGUCAGUGAGUAAACUUGAGUAUGCAGUGUUGAGCUAGUUGUAGAUGUCCAUCAUUCCAUUGUCGCUCAUUUACUCAUUGGGAUUGCUAUUCAUCCCACUCGAGUCCAUCCCAUUUUCCCAUGUUUCAUGGCAUUUCAUGGAGUUAGCUGAAUAAGGCCAGUCAGAUGAGAUAGUGAUUAUUUUUUUGCAAUCUUUCUCUGCAAGUGCAUACAUUUCAUUUACUAUUUACUUGUCAGGUCAGUAUCAGUUGGGUUAUACUAGGAGACUAUAUUACUAUAUUAAUAUCAGUAAUUAGUAACUAAUUAUAUUAGUGUCAGUGUUUUGACACUGUUGCAGACCUGUUUACUUGGAAAAUUUUGGGUUAACAGUAUGGGUUUUGCUAAAAUGGACUCUUGACAAGCAGCGCCGCCAUUCGGACCCGGGAUCCUUUAGACUCAAUGUUAUUCGGAUGUCAUUUGUGGCAGUUUAGUUAAACUGAAGAAGUAAUUUUACAAACAUAUAGUUCAUUAAUUCAAUUAUCUUUCAUUUGAUACCAAAUUUUGUCUUACAACCUAACAAUAAUAUUUUUUAAAAAUGUUUAAUCCAAGCCUCUCAUUUCUCGGACCCGGGUCAGAAUAGCCACUUCGAUUUUGAUUAGUUGAAAUCAAAAUAUCCGUAUGUUGAAACUUAGACUUAAGAAACAAAAGGGAGACUACUGCUUAAAUUGCAUUUGGAAUGAUCUUCUAGGGACUGGGGAGGGGGAGACCCCCCAACCCACUUUAAAUAACAAAAUAAGAAACAAAGAAGCUCUCUAAGCCCAGAACCCCUCCCCAAUUUAAAAAAAAAAAUAAAAUAAGAAAACAAUAAUUGCAUUAUGUGAAUGCAAACAUCGAAAUCUUUUUAGUAUGGCGCUGUUUACGUAAGUGGACCUGGGGGAAUCUCAGAUUUUUAGAUGUCUUUUAUGAUUGUAUGUAGAGACCCGCCAAAACUAUGAUUUUCAAAGACCUGGUGAAAAAAAAUUCUGGUAAUUUUUUAGAUUUAAAAAAAUUAAAUAAAUAUUCGGUUGUGGAAGUUUUAGUCCUCUCAAAUAAAGAUUUGGCAGUAAAUGGUCCGAGAAAAACGAUUGUAAUUUUUAAUAAAGUUGGGACCAUCCUUCAUUAUAUUACGUACAUGCUGAUGGGAAGGUGGGGGUUGUUGAUUAAGGAGAUUUGUGGCAUACAAGAACAAUAGGAAGGGGGAUUAGUGGGAGUGUUACAGGCUAUAAAAAUAUCACUGCAACGUAUCGUAUUGAUGUUGAUGAGUGUCAUAUUAAUAUUGUUGCUUUGUGAAUAUUUAGACUAGUGACAACUUCACUCACUAUCCCCUUUGACUGCUAACAAGCGUAUGACGUAGUUUUGUUACAUAAUUAUUAUGUUCGUCUGAUUAUGAAAACAGAAAUAACUAGAGAUGUUUUGUAAAAUAAAAUACAUUAUCCAACUGUUCUGCACUGGAAUUUUAGAUUUGGACAUAUUUUAUAAGCACUAGUCAGUGGCAUUUAAAAAAUAUUUUUUAGAACUCUCAAAGCAGCUCUAUUCCCUCAACAGUUUUAAAACAACGGUUUGCUAUCCCUACUCCUACUUACUUACUUACUUACACACAACCCCAACCCCCCCCCCCCCUCCCCCCACACUUUUUUAUUUCUAAUCGAACGCCAUCAAUAAACUGAUUUAAAAUUAUUGUUAACGGUAAAAGAUCAGGUGCCUAUUAGCAGUGACAUAGCUAGGGUUGUCACCUGGUGCGGGUAACUCAUGGUGUGUCGCCCCCCCGCCCCUGACUGCUGUGAUGGAUUUCUUCUUGUUAAAAUAAGUCCACAGUAAAACAGUGACAAGAACAAAAACAAAUUAAUUAAAGUUCAGGAGGUAAAUGUAACUGUAACAUGUUACUCGAACCGUAACAUGUAUUGUCUGGAUAAUUAUUGUAGAAUUUAUGCAUAAAUGUAGGUGCAUUCUAAUGAAAACACCCCCCCAACGCCCAUCAAAGUUGUCAUAGGCAUCCUCAGCGUGUACAUAAUAUUUGGAUAGCCCUUAAUGUUGGCAAGAAUGCAGCUGAGGAAGGGGGUAUGAUGAAGAAGAAACUUCUACUAAUAAACAUCAGAUUCAACAAAAAAGAAAGUUUAUUAGCAGAUAUUCUUGCUUGAAUAUCAGACACAAUUUACUGAGUUGCAUACUUUAUCGAAGGGUCCAUCAUACACGCACUGCACAAUCUGCAAGUCGGACUUUUCAUUAGUAAUCAGGGACAAAAGGAGUGGUUUUGAUUUAGGAGAGUUUGUGUGUGACGUGGGUCUAAAUAUUUAAAUCUAGGGGUGUGCCGGAUUCCGGUCCGGAAUCCGGUUCCGCCGGAUUUUGCACUAUCCGGUGAGAUCCGGUUCCGCCGGAUUUACAUGUAUCGGGAACAACCGGAUUCCGGAAUCCGGAAUAUACCGGAUUUCGGAAUUUGCCAGAUUUUGUGACUCACCGGAUCAUAAUCUGAAAUAAAAGUAAUUCUCUUUCCCGAAUUCCACACGAUCACGAUACAUUAAUCGAUUGUUUCGAGCGUUGAGCUUGUUUAAUGUUUAAUAUUCCGUACAUACCAGAGGCUAGAGUCAGCACCGCUAAUAGUGGCAAAUAGUGUAGGGACUUUGAUUAGAAAAUUUAAACUUUUUGUAAAAAUAAACCAAUGGCAUUGUUGAAAAGAUGUAAUUUUUUAAAUAAUUAUAACACCAAAAUCAUAUAUUUAGCUGUUGUAGUUUUAAAGUUAUGAAUUUUUAAAGUACGACUUGGUUUGUCAUUUUUUAACAUGGACUGCGUCUCCACAUUCUGUGAUCUCAUUCCGCCAAUCCCGUCAUGCGCAAUGACUAUAUAGUUUAUAUAAGGCAACGCAUUCCCUGCCUUAUCACUAAAAUACUGUUUAGACUUAGUUUAAACUUUCAACUUUGGCACAUGAAUAAUUAAUUAAAGCUUUCCCUGACCAAUGGUUUAAUAGUUUUUGCACACGGCAAACUCUUAUGAAUGAAACUCUGAGGUAGUACUACGAUACAGUUAUGCAAGUGGCUGUGAAUGGUUGCCAAUGACAACGUGUUGCACACGGUAAAUUCUGAUCAUUUAUAAUAUGGAUUCUACCGGGUUGUUAAAGCUCAAAUUAAAACAUUCCAGUUUAAAUGUCUUUAAAUGCAUUCUGAAACACAAGUUAUCAAUUAUUUUGAUGUAAAUAGUGAUAAUAAAUUAAUAUUUCCUAAGUAUCGUCAACUUCCGCCAUUAAAAAGGGGGGCGUGGCCAACCCCAUGGCGAAAUUAGGUUGAGCGAGCUGCAUAACCUGCUGCGAACGCGUAGAAACAUGGCGUCUCUCGUAAGACACUUAUCCAAAUGGAACGGAACUCAAAUAUAUAUCGAAAGUACUAAUUUAAUAAUAAAUAGACACACACAUCGGAAAAUUAAAAACUCGGAUUUUUUGGCGCCGAUUGCGAAUUCCCAUACACAAAAAGUAGUAGUCCACCUUGACUUACCGAAGUAUCUACCAAUAGUACCAAAAUCCGGAAUCCGGGAGAAACCGGAAUCCGGAUCCGGCGGAUUUCGCAUAAGAAAAUCCGGAUCCGGAUCCGGUUGGAAAAAACGGAUCCGGCACACCCCUAUUUAAAUCUAUACCAUCAACAACGCAACUUUUUUUUUUGUCGGGGUGGGGAUGUUCCGCGGCAGAAAGUAUGUGCAUUAAUUAAAAAUUUUACAAUAUUCAUCCCAAAACUCUGAAAGUCCAAAAAUAGCAUAUUUAUAUCUCAAAUGCUGUAAAAUACCACUCAAUGUUUAGGAGGUAUUAUCGUAGUGAUGUUGUCAAUAUGUAUUUUCACAAAUAUGCCAAAUUUAGAUUUUUCACCAGGUUCCCUGAUUGAAAUUCUGAGUACACUUCGAAAUAGCAUUUAAACAAAAUAAUAUAAAGAGUUGGGGAGAAAUAAAUAAAUAUGACAUGUAUGUAGGUCACUAAGUGCCAUCUAGUAAAUGCUAACAGUAGUUACUCAAGGGGGUUACUGUUAACCUUUACAUCACGACCUUUAGUUGUGACAUUGGAUUAAAAUUAAAAGUUGAAAUAAAGUUAUGGAAAUUUUGUAAUAUUUUGCAACGCUCCUACGAGGAAGCCGCAGCAACCCAUAUAGAAAAAAUGUGUAUCCCGACCCACCCGGGCGGACCAGUAAAAGGACAAUCCAUUGCGCCCUUUCUCUUUAAUUAAAUGGUUUAAUUGAUUAAUUGGUCCUUUCUAAGGCGAUUUUGCUCUUCGCCUUAUUCUCGUGGCCUUGCCCGAAGAAAAAGAGCACUCAGGGCAAUACAGCAUAUAUUCUGGGAACCACUGGGCUCGCUGAAUUACAGUGGUGAAAACCCGUGUCACAUUUUCUUUACUGUAACAUCAUAAAUAUAUGAAGAUUAUGCUUGCAGGGGGGGGGGGUGCUAGAAAAUUUGACUCUUUGUGUGCUUACAUACUAGCACAUCUACAAUGUCUCACUUUACUCCUUUGUAUUCUUUUUCUCAUGGGAACCACUGGGCUCGCUGAAUUACAGUGGUGAAAACCCGUGUCACAUUUUCUUUACUGUAACAUCAUAAAUAUAUGAAGAUUAUGCUUGCAGGGGGGGGGGGGUGCUAGAAAAUUUGACUCUUUGUGUGCUUACAUACUAGCACAUCUACAAUGUCUCACUUUACUCCUUUGUAUUCUUUUUCUCAUAUCUGUGACACAUACUAUAUAGAUUGCAUCUCGUCAAGUUUUUUUUGCAUCGCGUCUAGUUUUUUUUUUUUUCCAUCAGUGCUGUAUGACGUAAUUUUGUGACAUAAUUAUUUCUUACGGCUGACCGUUCAUCUAAAUAUUAAAUGCUCUCUAUAGCAAGCAGAUACAUGUCUACAAAACAAAGUGAUCGCAGUUUGCAGUUAACGUUAGUCAUCUACUGUUUACCUUCAGCACCAUUUUUUACGCCACCUUAACUUGAUUCCACUAAACACGCGAUGCGAGUAGUUAUUGUAUACACUAUAUAUACUGUUUGUUUAUUUAUUUAUUAUUAAUAUACUGUAUUUGAGGAUUUUAGACGAUAUUGUUCGAUUUUAUGAGUACGAGUGUAAACAGGUCUGGUAUAGACUUGUACAGCGGUCAGCAACCUGCAAAAGAAUAGAUGCAGCUCUUUUUUUUACUUAUCUAUAAUAUUACUAAAGAUAUUUUAAGAAUUCACCCCUGACUGCAGCUCCCAAAAUAUCUUCUAAGCAGAUAUAUGUUAUAAUAAGGGCUCCUCACUCAAAUAAAGUUGCUGACCCCUGAGCUGGUAUAUUGUAGUGGCCUAGUUUCCCUGCUUAAAAAUAAUUGGAAUGCAGUGCAUUGGCUGCCAGUCCGCGGUCGCAUAGAGUACAAAAUUGCAACCUCUGUGCUACCGCUGCUUGCAUGACCUGGCGCCGUCCUAUCUCAAAGUGCUCAUGAUGCCUUAUGUACCCACUAGACAACUCCGCCCAUCCGAUAGUGGCAAACUCUUGAUACCACGUGUUCGCCUUGAGACUUACAGAAGGCGCACGUUCGCAUUUGCUGGCCCAACAAUUUGGAACACACUUCCUGUGGCUCUCAGACACUGAAGUCUUUCAAAACCCAUUUGAAAACAUAUCUAUUUCGCAAACACCUGCUGGGGUGAUGUUGUUUACCAUCUUUUCCAGCUAGUUAUUUUCUCCCAGAUGUAUAGUGGCCUAUGUUGUUUAUGGUUGCAAGGGAUGAAAGACUUAGUAUGGGAUCUUGCUUCGAGCCUUUGGGGAUGAAGCAUGAUUCUCAAAUAAGCUUUAUUAUUAUUAUUAUUAUUAUAGUAAAUGGCCACUAUUGCUACUAUUAGGCUGACCUCAUUUUAGUGCCUUUGUUUAUAUUUGGAAAACUAUAUUUUAAUGUGGAAAUCAUUAUCACUAUUUCAAAUAAGCGAUUCACUUUCCAAAAGGAAUCCGCUGUAGUGCUCCUUCAUUUUUUAUGUGAAUCAUAAAGUUUAAAAAAAAAUACUAAUGUUCCAACACAUAGUUCAAGCUCCAACUGUUCAUCUCGGCAAGUACCGAUUGAAACAGUAUUUACACUCUUCGAAGCGGAAUCCAAUCUAUUAUUAAAUUUAUAGUAGGAGGUUCUUCUAUUCUUAGAAAAUGGAGCAUGCAUCGCACAUCACCAACACACACCCUAAAUGGUCAAUGUGACUCACUGUUUUCUACGAUUAUCAGAGUAACUAUGUUAGUGCUUUUGAGCAUAAUUGCUUACAAGUUUAUAUUAUCUGAAGUUAGAAAAACCAAAAUGCUUUGUCCUAGUAAAAACCUCUUUAAACAAGCACAUAAUCUUAUUUGAUGCUUCUUAUGUCUCUUCCUUAUGCGCCUAAAUUACCAGCAUGGGGUUCCAAUUAAGCAAAAUUAUUCUUUAAUUUUAUGCCUUAGCGUUUUUUUCACUGGAAUUAACUAUUUCUAAGUUCAGUACACAUGAUAUAUGCAUUGAAAUAAUUUCUUUUUUCAGAUAAAUUCUCACCAAAUUCACCUAUAGCCUACAAGUAAAUGACUUAAAACAUAUUUUAUGCUGCUGGUCACGCCCAAAUUCACCUCCUUUGCUGUCUUCAGUUAAUAUGGAUCCAGAAUAUGAAAAGCGCCUGCUCCGACAACAGAAUGGACAGUUAUCACCUUUUGGAUCAGUAAGCAGAUACUUUCAAAUAGUAUUGGUAUUAUUCUAUAGUUGAAACACCCAUAAUAUUUUGCAAAUUGCAAAUAUUUCUUAUCUUUAUUUAUUAAAUUAAGUUCAAAUAAUUAUAUUGACUGGCCCAGAAUCCUAAAAAAAAACUUUUGUACCAAAAAUAUUCAAACAAACCACCGGUUAUUUAAAUAUGUUACAUGUUUUUAUAUUGCUAUGGAAUGAGCAGCUUAAAGUUGUUACAUAAAUUUGUAACCCAGAUAGAUAAGGUUUUCGUUACAAUAAUAUGAUUUAAAAAAUAUAGUUUCAAUGUGAAGUAUAAUCUUUUUUACUUUCUAACCAGCCUCUAUAUCCAAGUCCAGUUGUGUCGCCAAAUAAGAGGAUAUAUGGUGAUAGAUUUAUCCCUUCCAGAGCAAGUCCUUGCUGGAAUAUUAACUUUGAUCUCCAACAGGUUAGUUCAUUUUUAAUUAUUGAAUUUUUAACUCACUUAUUAAGAACCAAAGUCACCAGAUCAGUCAGUGUUGUUUAUUUACUGUAUAGUUUACCUCGUCAGAACAUAUUUCCACUAGCAAAACUGUAUGAUAUAUGAAAUCAAUUUAAAAAAGUCAUACCAUAUUUUACGGACAAUAAGAUGCACCUUAAUUUUUAAGCAAUUUAAAAAAAAACAAACCAUUUUUACCAUUUUUAUAUUAAUUUCGAGCAUAAGACGCACCUGAAUUUUGGAGACAAUUUUUAGAAGAAAAAAUGUGCGUCUUAUAGUCUGUAAAAUACGGUAUUAAAAAUGGUUUUAGUUUUAAUCUAUAAACACUUCCUUUGGUAUAUGAUAAAUGUUGAAACCGUAAACCUAACACAGCUUUGUCGCAUUGUGAUGUGUUCUUGCAAUAAGUAUCUUGUGUUUACAAUAACAGUAGCAAAAGUUACUAUGCUUUCAAAGGUGCUGCCAACCAGAAGACAACUUCCAACAAUAUAGCACUCACACCAUUUUUCCACAACACAUUAAACUACAGAUACUUACAUUUUUUAUUCAUUUCUAUAGCGUUGUUUCUUGUUUAGUCUGCUGAAGAAAGCUUUUAGCCAAAAUGUUCUCCUUUUAUUGUCCUAUUAUUCCAUUUCAAGCUUCAAUAUGCCUAGUUAUUCUGUUCUUCCUCUAUUUAAAAUUUUCAUGGAUAAUUGUCAGGUGAGCACUGGAGAAAUGCAUCAAACAUUUUAAGUUCUCCUGACAAAGGAGUAAAUUACACAAGUUUAUUCUUAAUGAUUGUGGACAGGAUUAUGAAAAUAUUUUACACUAUUUAAAAACAAGUUUCUCAUUUUAAGGCUCCCAACACCUUGAAACCAGUUUUUAUGGGUUCUAAAUUCCAUAAAUCUAUAUAACUGAAAAUAAAAUUUAACAAGCAACUUUACCUGUCUGACUAAGCCGACCGAGUUACUAAUUGUUUGCUAAUUAUUUUUAGAUUAAAGAAAUAAAUAAGAGGUUAUCCACGUACUACAAAAGCAAAAUAACCUAUUUCUACUUAUGUUUAUAUAUAGAGGGAUAGGAAAGAAAAACCUAGAAAGUUAGCAAAUCUUUGUGCAUUUUAAACAUAAUUAAAUGGACAGAUGGAAGGACUAACAAAACUCUAUUUUACACAAAUAAAAAGAUGGGAUUGUGAACAUGUUAAAACAGUACAUUACUCAAAUUUCCAGUUUCCACAUUCUUAUUAAUUACAGUGGAAAUCGCUUUACUGCGAAUUCGGAUAUAAUGUCACAGCAUGGGUUCCGAAAUUUUGUAUAAUCAUUCCAACAUGAAAAUUUUUAUUUUCCAAGUACAUGAAAAAUUUAUACUUAUACAAAUAGAUAUUAUUCUCUUACAAUCCAUUCACAAAUCCACUAAAAUAGUUCAACUUCAACACCACAUAACUCACUAAUCAAAGAUUUAAAAAUCUGCUUUAGAAUGAGAUGCCGAUCUACCUUCUUUUUAACAAUCCCAAUUCUAUUUGCACAGAAUUUAGUAAAACCUCACAUUAAUGCACGCCCAUUUUCAUCAGGAUCCACUUUUAUGGACCACAAAGUUUCAAUGUAUACCCAGUAACUAUUUCUGUUAUUUUCUUUGUUAAAAUUUAAAUUUAAAUGCUAUUUCUUAUUUGGAAUAAACUUUCACUAGCCUCAGACCCCAACAUCAACUGUAAAAACAAAAGAAUCAAACAGUGAGUCAGCUAAAGAUGGCCUUGCUUAUGCUUGUUUAUUAAAGAAUGAGCUUCUUGCUGCUGGCAUUGAAGAUUUGAAAGUAAGUAACAAAUUUUACCCAAAAUAUUUUAGUUUAAUCUCUAGGGGGGUUGGCUUACAGAUUUGCUUAAGUGCAAGAAGAGGGUGUUGGGCUUAUGCGUGUGAAUGAUUUUAUGAAUAGGUGUAUUCAAUGCAAUUUUAUUCAAUGACAAACACUGUUUUACACAGGAAGUGUGUUCCAAACAAGAUAUACAUUUGCGGAUCUGUUUAAAAGUAUAAUUUCAAGUUGCAUGAUGUUUUUGUGGGGUGAUAAAGUUGUCUCUCUUUAAAACAAGCCAGCGGCCUAAAAAGUUUAGAAAAUACUGUUUUUUUUAAUUGGAUUAACCCACGAACUGUGGUCGCCCGAAAAAAUCGGCCAAUAUUUUUGUUCUGUACUGCGGCAACACAAUCAGAUAGCAACUUCCAAUCCAAUAUUUAACCUGAACUAUAGCCACUUCCUUUUUUUUAAUAACCUUCCAGGUCAAGCUGUUCGUUGAUAACAUAACAAUAAAUACUUUUUAAUUGGAGUUUUAUAUCGCUGUUUGUUUUUAACCUAAAAUUGAUGAAGCUAUGGCUGGGCCUUCAGUACGAGAACUAAUAGAAAUAUUUUUGAAAGCUUUUUAGGAGACGAUUUAAGUGAUACUGAUGAUGAUUUUAACGUUCCCCAUGACGAUCUUAGUCCUAGUGAUACUGAAGUAGGCCUACUGUUCAACUUUUAGCGAGGCCUGGUGGUUGGGAAAGGACUAGCUGAAUUUUAGUCACAGAAGCUACAGAUUAUAAAACAGACAUAAUAAAUUUUAUAGUUAGACAACUUUAAUCAGUUCCACAGGUUUACUUGUCAUUAACAACUUUUUAGGCUGAGGUUGACGGGAUCUGCCAUGGUCAUAGCGCCGACUCCCUGCCUCGUAAAAUUUGUCUCAUCCCGUGAUAUCCUUUGGUUGCUGGGUGGCUGAGUGGUCUAAACUGAGCAAAUCUCAAGUUGGUGGUCUGGAGUUUAUUCCAGCCAAAGCCCAGUUAAGCAUAAAACUUCACAAGCACCCCUGGUGGAUGGGACUGGUUAACUUUCGAUGGCAACCCAUCUAAGAGAAGGAAACUCUGAUUUCAAACCCGGAGUUGGAGUCCCGUAGGCCGAUAACAUUGGUACAAUGAAAGAUUCUGACAACUUCUAUUAGGCCACUGGUGCCAAGCUUUAUCAUCCACAUGAUGUUUCCUUGGGUUAUCCAGCGGCGUGGAGAGAGGCGAUUUGCUGUUGGGAACCAGCUUAUAGUCCUAGAAGAAUAAUCCCAGGCCUUGUGGAUUUCGUCCUGCGAAGUCUUCACCAUUGUCACAUUGUGACGGACUGAUGCCAGCAAAGAUUUUGUAUGUUGUUCUUGGUUUUAGCGAUGGUCCCAGUUUCUUAUAUUGUUUAGUAAAUGAUCUAAAAUUUCAGAGGCUUAAUUGUAAUCGAAACCUUAGCAAACUAUACAUAUUCUGAAAGAUAAAUGAAUUGGCUACCACAUUUAUAUUAGUAUUUUAAUGGAAUCUGUAAAAAUUAAUAAUGUUAAGAGCACUUGAAAGCAAGACAUUUUGUUUAUUUUUUUUUCUUGAGCACUUCAAGGUAAGGACACUGCACAAAAUUUUUUUUACUGGGUGUGCAAUAUACCCAACUUUAUCCCCAUCCAUUACCUUUCUAAAAAUAUAUACUUAUUGGGGUCUUGUAUCUAUUUUUGUGCUAUUUCAAAAGGCACUCAAAAAGCUCUGAAAAGCUCCCACACUACAGAAUGAUGUAUGCCACAGUUCAUGGGUUAAGCAGAACUGUUUACUCUUAAGAUUUUAGCGCACAGUGUACGAUUUUGAGAUGUAUUCAUUAUAUUUAUGUACGUUUAUUUUUUUACCAUUAAAAUAAUGUAUUGAACUAUUUUGUGAUGAAAUUGUAUGAUUUUAAGAGUUUGAGUGUAAACAGGUCUGGUUAAGUAUUCACCUUCAGAGUUGCUAACAAAAUAAACAUAUUUUCUAAGAAACUCACUAUCUCAUUCUGAAAUUUGUUCCAUACAAGGCCAGCCUUAGAAAUUUUGUCGCCCCAGGCAUUUCUAAAUUUUGGCGCCCCUACCUCCUACUAGUUUUCAUGUUGAUAUUAACCGUUUAUAUUAUACAAUGAAAUGCCAAAAAAUAUGAUGAUGAUUAUUAAGAGCAAAGAGUCACUACAUUUAAACGUCUGUUUAAUUAUGAUCAUAUAAAUCAUUCGAUUAAAGUCAUCAAAAGCAGAAGAUUAAAGGAAAUUUUUUAAAGGCCAAAACAUGCAUUGCUUACAAUUGUUGAUAAAUGGCAACUAAAUAUUUAGUGAUCUCACUCAUAAUUUUUAAAAACAUUUUGGUGGUUGAAAAUUAUACAUAUUUUGCAAGUAGAUCAGCCAUUAAGGACAUCUGUCUUUUACAGAUACUGGAAUACACUCAGUGGGCGUAAAGCAACAUAUAACAAAGAAUGCUAACUUUCAGAUGUUGGAAAGACCUUUUUCACCCCCUUCUCCUUAUCUAGAUUUGUCUGCUUUUGUACAAAAUGCAAUAAACAGCUUAGUCAAAGAUGUGAGCCUUUCCUGAGUCAUUAUCAUUAAUGCUCUUAAUUAUGUUUUAAUUAAUUUUAGUUAAGAAAAACUUCUUGCUCCAGUUGCAAUGAAUUGAAAAUAAAUCCAGACAUUGAUUUGAGUGUAAAAUGUAAGAAAGUCAGUGUCAAAUUUUUGAAACAGCAGCAUAUUAUGUACAAAAGAAAGUAUUUCUUCACAUUAAUAUCUGAGAUUUUCCAAAUUGUUUGCAAAUUUUGUAAAUCUGUACAUUUAAAAACAAUUUCCUUGCAACAUGUUUGUGAUCCUUUAAGAAUUUUUGUUAUGUUGUUUCAUUAGCUCAAAAUGUUCUUUCAAAGAAUUAAUAGCAGUAUCAACUAUGACAUUUAAAAUUUCAACACUAUAGCAUACUUCAGGAUCUUCAAUAGAUUAAAUUCAUCAAAUGGCCUUUUCUUAUGACAAACUCUUAACUUUUUUGUAGAUUAAAAAAACUAGUUAAACGUCAAUCAAAUUUCCUUGCUGUAAUCUUUAAUUCCUGAAUUCAUUUGUCUCUGCAUGUAUUAAAAAAUGUUUUAACUUCUUCAUUAAGUCUAAAAACCUUUAAAAUAUUCUUUUAAAAAUCAAAUUAAAACAAAAACAAAUAAGUGGGGGUGGGGGGUGGGUGGAGUGUGUCAAAAUGACGUCCCUAGACUUUGGCACUCCAGGCGGUUUCCUGUUUUGCCUAUACCUAAAGCCGGCCCUUGUUCCAAAUUUGUUUAGGCAGUUCAGGGGAAUAAGAUGUAUUAAAUGUUUUCUAUAUUACAUAUAUGACAAAUUGCUUAGAUAUUUCCUUAUUAGCUUUUCAUGUUUAACUUUUUUUAAAAAUUAGGACCUCCAGACAGAAGAUAAAAAAGUGCUUGCCCCAAAAGAAACAAAAAAUGUUUUUAAGGUAACGGCUUUGAGUUCAGUUCAUUUUCUUAGGUUUUUAUAAAGAACUUAAAGGAGUUUUUCAAACUUAAAAACUAAUAUUUGGAUUUGUAAAAAAAGGAAAAAAAUACAAUAAAAUGUAACCUGUCAUUUCACAAUUGCCAUUGUACAGUUUCAUACACCGAGAAGAUGUUCAGAUGGCUGUGACUCAUCCCCAUACUCCUUAUCUCCAGUUGGUAGCAAGAGCCAGAAAUUGUUAAGGUCACCACGUAAGGUAAAUAACAUAAUUUAUAUUAUUUUGUCAGGUGUUGCUUUUUUAAGUUAAAUUUUCUCUCUUUAAACCCUUGCUUGCAUUUUGCUGUUCAUCAAUGGUUCUUCCAGGCAUGAAUUUGUUACAAUUUUUUUCAGGCUGUGAGAAAAAUAUCCAAAAUACCUUUCAAAGUUUUAGAUGCACCUGAACUUCAAGAUGACUUCUACCUAAAUUUAGUUGACUGGUCAUCACAAAAUGUUCUUAGUGUUGGACUUGGCACCUCUGUGUAUUUGUGGAGUGCUUGCACAAGUCAGGUAUCAAGCCUUAGCUGGACUUUUUUUUAAAAUUUACUCAGAUCUUAAAGUUACAUACCUUUUUUUUAAACUCCAUACAUUUUGUACUCAAGGCAUUUGUAUUUGAAACACAAAAAACAUAAUGGGAUUGUACUAAGCAUCUGGCAAUGUUUUUUGUUUUUUUAAAUUUUGAUAAGUAUAUUUUAACAAAUUUUCUUUCGGAAACUGUAGCUAAAAAUAUUUUUUAUUUUCAGGUUACCCGGUUGUGUGAUCUAUCCACUGACAAUGACACUGUAACAUCUGUUUCAUGGUCAGAAAGGGUAUGUGAUUAGUAUCAAAUAUAGAAGAAAAAUUACAGUAUGUAAAGGUUAUUGAUUUAAUUUUUUUUAAUUUGGAUAAAAGUAAUUUUUUUUUUAUUCUCUUCAUGUUUGGGGGAAGGGGGGAUAUGCCAGAUGACUCCCAACCUGGGAUGCCAGAAAUCUGUUGUUCCAAUUUGCAAGAAAGUAUGUUGUGCUUAAUUUGUUUCAUAGUAAUUUUUUUAGAUUUCCAUGUCAGUUGCUUAUUUUUACAAUCUAGGGUAACCAAGUGGCUGUUGGAACAAAUAAAGGCUAUGUACAGAUAUGGGAUGUAGCUGUCAGCAAAAAGGUUCAUACCUUAAUGGGACAUGGGGCUAGAGUGGGUGAGUCUUUCAAUAUGCAUUUCCUUCACUGCUUAUUCUAGUCAUUUGUACAAACUACAUGAAAUUGAUAAUACCUCCAUCCCACCAUUUUUAAAAAAAAUGUGUACAACAAACAUUUGUAAAAUAAACGUAUACAACACAAUUUCAUUUGACUUUGUGGGACUUUAUAACACAUGUUCAAUGAAUUUUGUUCACAGGGGCAUUAGCAUGGAAUGGAGAUAUGCUUUCUUCAGGCAGCAGAGACAGAUUAAUUUUACAGAGAGAUAUUAGAACACCUAAUACAACACCAGAAAGAAAACUCAUAGGGCACAAGCAAGAGGUUUGCUUUUUUAUUAUACAUGAAAUAUUUAAAAAGUCUUGAUUGUUAUCUAAAACACAUAGGCAUAACCAUAAACACAUAAUUUUAUAGUUAUUAUUGUUUUAACCAAAUAAUAUUUUGUACUAAUGCAGGUCUGUGGUUUGAAAUGGUCACCAGACCACCAGCACUUAGCAUCAGGAGGCAAUGACAAUAGACUAUUUGUCUGGAAUGCAACAAGCACAACACCAAUGCAAACUCAUAUGGAACACUUGGCAGCUGUCAAAGCAAUAGCUUGGUCACCACAUCAGCAUGGUCUACUAGCAAGUGGUGGGGGUACUGCUGACCGGUGCAUUCGAUUCUGGAAUACUUUGACAAAUCAGCCUUUACAUUGUGUGGACACAGGCUCACAAGUCUGUAAUUUAGCAUGGUCAAAACAUUCUAAUGAAUUGGUGAGUUUCAAUUGUAACAUGUUAUUGCAAUAUGAAUUGCAAUAUAAGCUUAAAAAAAACUAUUAAGGGAUAGUAUCCUGGAGACUACAUUCAAGCCAUGUGAAGGGAAUAUUAGGAACAAGAUAUUCGUUUUCCUGCUAAUUUCCAAGCCGAGUUCCUUUUUUAAUUUUUCCUUUUGUUAUGUUUUGUUUGUGGAGGAUGGCGUUCUGUUGAAAUCUCUGUGUUAAUGUCUUGUUUUAUAUUUCAAGUUUCCAAAAAUCUUGUUCCUAAUAUUCCCUGAUCCAUAAUCGGAUCUUUAACUUUACAAUGAAGUAUAUCUUGGUAUUUUUUUAGAAAACUUUUUAUUUGGCUUUGUUCAGGGUUUGUGAUUUUUUUUUGUGUAGAAUGUUUAAGUAAAUAAAAGUAUUGAAGGAACAAAAAUUGUUUAAGUUGAUUAUUUUUGACAUGCCAUCACUUCAAAUAAUUUUUUUACAUUUUAAAAAAUUAUUCCAAGGUAUUUGUUAACAAUUUUUAGGGAAUUUAUUCUAUCAUUUUUAGUUCUACAAUUUGUAUUUAUUGCUUUGUUGUUUUUGUUAAUUUUUUUUUACCAUACACUGUGUUUGACUGAAUAAUACUUGUAGCCAUCUUUUAACUUAAUGUACUUAUAAUUACUUAAUUUUAUAAUCAAAGUUUUUUAUUUAGUGCAGCUUAAAUGCUACUUCAUAAAUAUCCUUUAGAAGUGGGGUUUUUUGUGUAUCGUUUUUUAAGAUCUCAGAAAGAAGAAAUGUUUUAACAUUGGAAAGAUGUUGCACAAAGAAUUUAAAGUAAACUCUCUCUUUUUUUUUUUUUUUUAAAUCCUUAGGUAAGCACACAUGGCUACUCUCAGAACCAGAUCUUGGUAUGGAAAUAUCCUUCCCUUGUGCAGAUUGCAAAACUUACUGGACAUUCUUUCCGUGUUCUAUAUCUGGUAUGUUAGUUUCAGCUUAGUCUUUCCCCACGAAUAAUUUUUAUUAACAUUAAGUUGUUCACUUUCUUUAUCUAAAACUGUCUGUUUUAGGUAUUUUGUUAUUUUCCCUAUAAACUUGAGUUGAUGUAUUCUAACCUUCUAGAAGCAAAGUUAAUAUGUGGACUGGUUAAAAUAUUGUCCCCUCUUAAAAAAUUAUUUAAUUUUUCAUAUAAUUGAGCCAGACAUUCUAGUAAUUGUUUCUGUUUAAUUAAUGUAAUAUGUAAUGAUCUCUGUCACUAAAGUUUUGUCUAACAUAAACCUUCUACUAGGCAAUGUCCCCUGAUGGAGAAGCUAUUGUUACAGGAGCAGGAGAUGAAACACUCAGAUUCUGGAAUGUUUUCAGUAAAACACGGUCAACAAAGGUAAGGGAUUUAAAAAAAAUUAUUUUCAUACUUAUCAACUAUUAAAAACAGUUUUAUCUAAAGACUCAAACAGAGAUAUGAUUUUUCUCUUAUCGGUACAAUGCCUAUUUUUUCCUUAAGACAAUUCUGACAUUGAUUUAAUCAGAUAUAUAAUUAUCUGAACCCUUACCCAGAGGAAAACUAAUGCUCUUGUUGAGCAAGAAAAGGUUUGGUCAUAUUUCUGCUUUGAUAAUGGCUUAUCUUGACAUCAUAGAGGCAGGCAUAAAGCUAAAUCUCCUUAGAUAAAAUUUAAGAAUUAUAUCUUUGAAAUGUUUGGUAAUUCUGAUAUACAUUAGAAAAUCUAUGAGUGGAACUUUGCUCAGCUAUUAGUGUUAAAGACGUACAUUUAAAAUAUUUGUUUUGCAGGAAUCCAAGUCAGUUCUGAAUCUUUUCACACGUAUCAGAUAAAAAAAAAGCAACUUCUAUCAUCCGCCAGUCACUGCUGCAUCAUGGGAAUUUGGACCUCCUUGGCACUCUAUAUGUGCUGGGCUUGCAAUAUAAUUAUAAUGUGAGGUCUUAAAUAGAUAUGGGUUUUACAUAGGAUUCUGUAACAUAUUGAAAUACAUGAGGCCCAAAAGUAGAGGGGUGACUCAUUUAACUCUAUAUUUGGAAAGUGAUAUUUUGUAUGAUUUCAAUACUUUGUUUAAAGUAAAGGGGGAGGUGGCAUGCCAAUAAGAAAUUGAACAAUAUCAUUUCUUUUGCUAAUUACUGUGUUCAUAUAUUUGAUAUUGCUGCAAACUGAUCGCUCAGUAUUAAAAGCUUUUCUUUAUCGAUGAGGAUGGGAUUUAAAACGUGUAAAAUUCACCAUUUUAUCUUCUCACUCAUCUGUAGGUGUAGAAUAUUAACCUCUUGCAAAUUGUUAUUUUUAAAUUUUAUAAUGUUAAUUUCAUUGCCAAGCAGUGCUUAAGUUCUCGAGUGCUCCUUUAUGAAUAUUUUGUUUUACACGUGUACAAAUAUGCUAAGGAAAAUAUAGUCACAGCUACGUAGAUCAUAGUGGAAGUGUCAUGUGAAAGAUACCCAUCUCUCAUCAUAGCACACAUCUAUAUUAUAUUCAUCGAUAAUCUCAUGUAUAACUGAUGGUGUUUUUUGUCACUUUACUGACAAUAUCAACUUAAGAAAAGCUACAGUCAUAUAGGAUGUGAAUAAUUUAUUACAGUGUGAUGACUACUGUCAGUAAAAAAAGUUUGUAAAAAUGAAUGGUAGCUUAAAAUUUUUUAUUAAACAAAGUUGAAAGCAGAAUAACUAUUUCAUCUUGGAGACAAUGGUUGCAUUAAGUAAGUUCUUGAGAAUUCAGUAGUUUUUAUUGAAAUAUUUCUACACAAAAAAUACAAGUUUCAUUUUAAUUUUAUGUCAGAGCAGUUGCAUGCUUUUUAAACAGAGCGGUAGUAAUUCAUUAAAGCCAUUUCAAUCAAGAAAAACAUUAUUUUAGAAAAGCCCCCAAAAAUCAAUACAUCAAUUUUUCAUAUUUAAGAGUAGGUAAAGGAAUAUCUUCUUCUGAACUAUAACCAAAGAUAUUUUAAUUAUUUAAUCUUAAGCAGUGUAUUUAAUUUUCUUAAUAAGCCUUGAUCUGAUAAUUAUUUUCUCAUGAUUCACAUGUCACAUUUUAAAAAAAUAACUUAAUGUAAAUCAAUUUCUCAAGUUUUAGAAUAUCUUGCUUGAACAGCUCCUUAGAUAAUAGUUACCCUGGCAGGAAAUUUUGUUGCUGAUAUUUUGAACCAUUAUUCAACUAGCUUUAAGCAACUCCUUAGCAUCAUGAAAUAGUUAAAAUCCUUUGUAUAAAACUUUGUAAAUAUCAUUGUGAAAUAAUCCUAAUUUUUUUUUUGUGUGUGUUUAUUUUGCAAGCUGUGUUUUAAAAACAUUUACAAAAUUAUGUUUUUAUAAAAUGCUUUUUCUUUUUGGUUUAAAUGGCAAACCAAUAAGAAUUCAGUCUGUGAUUGUCUUCUGUAUAUAUGGCUGUCUCCAAACCUUUGGGCUCUAAUGCAUGGCUUUGAUCGUAUUUCCCCUGUUAAAUUUACCUAAAAGGGUUUUCAUUAAGAUCUGUCAAAUGACAAAUUCAAAAAUUGUGAGUUACAGUCUCCUGUGUCAACAUCUGUAUUUAAUGUUAUUUCCUAACCCCUAUCCUUUACAACCCUUAUUUAACCCAAUGUUUUAAAUGAUGAAGGCACCAUUUUGUAUGGAUAGAAAUACCCUGUUUUUGGGCUGCCUUAAAGCUCACCAUUGUAAGCUGACCAGUUUAGAAUCCUUGUUUUCUCCUGAUGCACCAUGUAGUAAAUAUAAUAAAAGGAGUGAUUUUGUAGGAUUUGACAUGGUUAUGAGGCUUCACACCUAGCCUAGCUAUCCCAGAGAAUACGCCUAUGAUUAUAACAUAGUUGAAUAGAACUUUGUGGUUGUUUUUUUUUUUCAGUUAGUGUGUUGUUUUUUUCCCUGUCACUCAGUAGAAAAGUAGAAAUAGAUACUAAUUUUUUAGGCAAGCAUUUAUACCAUGGGCUUAAACAUGUUUUUAGGUACAUUGGAUUAAAUGAAUGUUUACUUCAGUCACCUUUUACCCCAAGCCUCAUUAAUAUUAAUGAGUUCAUUUUGAUAAAACAUGGGCAUUUUGAGCUACUUGGGCGUGCUGGAAAAUAUUUUGAUUGUGAAUUUAGUCAUAUAUUUUGUGUAGGCUAGUCUAUAAUUUGGCCUUCUUACUUUUUAGUCAUAUGUAUCACACUCUUUAGUAACCCUUUGUUUUAGCUAGAUUAGAUGAAGAUGCUCUCAUAGAGAUUUCACUUUGUAAAGUAUGAGUAAGACAAGCAUUUAAAAUACACAGACAGCUGGCUUUUAUUUUUUCCCUUGAUAUGGCAUAUUUUUUAUACAACCAGUUUUAGACAUUUCAAAUGUGGGACAUCAGUCUGGCAUGUAGGCAAGCAAUGUUUCUCCACCAUUCAAAAUCAUUACCCCCACCAUUCAAAAUCAUUACCCCUUCAUAGGAAAUGCACUGAUUCCCUUAUACUAGUAGAUUUAAAAUUUAAAAAAAAAGAAGCAUCUCGUUUUUUCUUUCAAAGGUGGGUUUAUUUGAGUAAAAUUGCAGCUCACCCUUGAUGAAGACAAGUAGUUGAACUAGGGAGGUAAAAACUAAUUUUCAAGCAACCCACAGCAUGAGUUAUUUCCCUUUUAAUGACUGAGUGAGUUUAUCUUUAGACCUAAACUAUCUUGGUGUUUUUAUCCUGGUAGAUGGAGUCUGUGAGUUACUCUUUCCAAUUUAUGCUAGGCAAGGGAAGACAACUUGUCAUGGUUAGCGAUAUGUGUCUCCUUGCCCCGCCUGUUACAAUUCAGAAACCUUUCUAGCGCACUGUUGGUGUAAGACUUGCAUGGAAAGGAUUCAUUCUUAGUUAUAACACCAGAGAUGAUUGUACUGAAGAAAUUUGUUUUAUGUUUGCGUCUUACCCGACUUGAGUUCUUUCUCUAGAAACGGCUAUAACAUACACAAUUAAAUUUUUUAUACUAAUGAACAUUUUAAAAACAACAACCCCCCCCCACCCCCCCUUCCCUUCUUUUUGUAAUUCUCCUCCAUAUAUGUCACGAAUUAAAAAAUAAUACAUAAUUCAUUUCACAGCACAGUUGUAGAAAUUAUUUAUGGGGUCAACAUUUUAGUUAUGGUUUGUAGAAAAUUUCCCUUAAAAUAAUUUCAGCUUAGGUUUUGAGGCAGCUGAAAGGUAAUGUGCGUGCUGAAUGCUAGUGAUAUGAUGAUAGAAACAGAGUAUCUGUUGAUGAACAGAGUAUAUGUUGAUGCAUCUGGGCUAUCUAUCUGUUCUUGAGCUUUGUAUGUGCUUCAUAGAUUUAUCUGCAUCAUGGGAAUAACUGAUCACGUCAACAGUUGACUUUGCUAGUGUUAGUUGACAGGCUGCUAGUGUUAGUUGACAAGCUGUUGUAACCCAUUUUUACAGGCUGCUUGUGUUAGUUGACAGGCUGCUUGUAUUAGUCGACAGGCUGUUGUAACCGGUUUUUUCAGGCUGCUUGUGUUGACAGACUGCUUGUGUUAGUUGACAGGCUGUUGUAAACCAUGUUUAUAGCUGUUAGUACUCGGACCUUUGUGUGAAUAGUUCAUUAUAGACUGAAAAGGGG